AUGGAUCAUAGUUCUGACGAAGAUACAGAAUUAAGUGAUUCUGAGAUUGAUGAUUAUGAAGGAAAUAUUUAUGCAAGACUGAUGUCAGGAGAUUUAAAGGUAAAGAAGAAUGGAGAAAAUUACAGUUGUCUCUUCUGUAGUAGCAAGAAGAAGAAUAAUUACAGUAAAAGUAGUCUGGUUCAGCACGCCUCAGGAGUAAGUGCAGCACCUAAUCGGAAGGCAAAAGAAAAAGCAGCCCAUCGUGCCCUCUUCAAAUAUUUGAAGAAUGAUCUUGCUAAAUCACCUGAACCACAGCCACAUGUAAUUCCUGUGGAGCCGCAACCUCUUCAGAACAGAGAUGAGAAGUUUGUGUGGCCCUGGAUUGGUGUCCUAGUUAAUGUGCCUACUGAAUGGAAGGAUGGGCGCCAAAUUGGAGAAAGCGGAAAUCGUUUGAAGGAGCAACUAUCACACUUUUGCCCACUAAAGGUCAUCCCGUUAUGGACUUUUAGAGGUCAUACAGGAAAUGCUAUUGUCGAGUUUGGAAAGGACUGGAAUGGUUUCAGAAAUGCACGUACCUUCGAAAGUCACUUCGCGGCAGGAGGAUAUGGUAAGAAGGACUGGACUGGAAAAAAGAAUCAAGGAUCCGAGCUCCAUGGAUGGCUUGCGCGGGCUGAAGAUUACAAUUCUCCAGGAAUAAUAGCAGACCACUUGAGAAAAAAUGGUGACUUGAAGUCUGUCAAUGAUCUUGCAAAGGAAGGAGCACGUAAAACUGACAGGCUUGUUGCUAAUUUAGCUAACCAAAUUGAGGUAAAAAACAGGUACUUACAGGAACUUGAAUGCAAAUACAGUGAGACAACUGCAUCACUUGAGAAGAUGAUGGGGCAAAGGGAACAACUUCUCCAGUCAUACAAUGAAGAAAUUAGCAAGAUGCAGCAGCUAGCUCGCAGGCAUUCUCAGAAGAUCAUUGAUGAGAAUCAAAAGCUGCGUUCUGAACUUGAGGCAAAAAUGAAUGAUCUUGAUGUGAGAUCCAAGCAACUUGAUGAGCUUGCAGCGAAAAGUGAUUAUGACAGAAGGAACCUUGAGCAGGAGAAGCAGAAGAAUGCUAUCAAAUCGAGUCAUCUUAAAUUGGCAACAUUGGAGCAGCAGAAAGCUGAUGAGAAUGUGCUGAAGCUUGUGGAAGAACAAAAGAGAGAGAAACAUGCUGCGUUAAAGAAGAUUCUGAUGUUGGAACAACAAUUGGAUGCAAAACAAAAGCUUGAAUUAGAAAUACAGCAGUUGAAGGGCAAACUAAAAGUGAUGGAGCAUAUGCCAGGUGAUGAAGAUUCAGCAUCAAAGAAUAAAAUUAAUGAGCUGAGUGAGGCAUUGCAAGAAAAGAUAGAUGAACUGGAUGGAAUGGAGUCACUUAACCAAACUCUGGUUAUCAAAGAAAGCAAAAGCAACAUUGAACUGCAAGAAGCUCGCAAAGAGCUAGAAAAUGGCUUGCUUGAUAUUUCAGGUGGGCAGGCACAUAUAGGAAUCAAGAGAAUGGGAGAGCUUGAUCUGAAAGCAUUUUCAAAGGCAUGCCAAAAGGAGCAUACAGAAGAUGCAGAAGUUACUGCUGCCUUUCUUUGUUCAAAGUGGGAGGCUGAAAUAAAAAAUCCUGACUGGCACCCUUUUAGGGUUGUCACAGUUGAUGGAAAGGAGAUGGAGAUAAUUGAGGAUGAUGCAAAGCUUCGAACACUCAAAGAAGAACAUGGAGAAGAAAUCUAUGCAUUGGUGACAAAGGCACUGCUUGAAAUCAACGAGUACAAAUCUAAAGGCAGUUAUCCUGUGGGGGAGCUAUGGAACUUCAAGGAAAACCGGAAGGUGACUCUGAAGGAAGCUGUCCAGUUUGUCCUGAGACAGUGGCGAACAAACAGGAGGAAGCGAUAG
Messenger RNA from Miscanthus lutarioriparius, 1890 nucleotides. The record is from the annotation of a GenBank genome assembly. Lineage: Eukaryota; Viridiplantae; Streptophyta; Magnoliopsida; Poales; Poaceae.